Syzygium oleosum is the source of this 1121-nucleotide messenger RNA. RefSeq lists its product as uncharacterized. Gene Ontology annotation, molecular function: structural constituent of ribosome; 5S rRNA binding. Bases 209 to 883 code for a protein of 224 amino acids. Gene Ontology annotation, cellular component: ribosome. Gene Ontology annotation, biological process: translation. The transcript is spliced from 3 exons. Lineage: Eukaryota; Viridiplantae; Streptophyta; Magnoliopsida; Myrtales; Myrtaceae. The record is from RefSeq and is a predicted model, not a curated record.
GGAAAAAUGACGUAGUCCCUCCCUCGCGCUUGCUCUUCCCUUCCUCCGGUGGUCGCGUUGUACCUGUUGAUUGAACUCCCGUUCCAUCCCACUCCAUCUCUCUCGCCUGCUCCUGCGUAUGUAGUUUGGCUGCUGAUCUUCAUUGCUCUGUCUCUGUCUCUCUGUGUGGUUGCUCGGAUGUGUGCCUAAUCAUGUUUGCCCGAACCCCAUGUCAAAAGGAAGGAACUUGCCUUCUUUGUGCUGCAUUGGCUGGUGUCACGCUCGCUGUAAUCUGAGUGGCUGCUUUUAUUUGCUAGAAAGGUGUCUCCUGUGUAGCAAGAUGUUGAGGCAAGCGUUUCGCAACCUGUGCACUAAUGGCGUUCUAGUGCGUGGUGUUGAUGCCUCUCGACACGGUGUCUUUGUGCCGACAUGCGGUAUCCACAGUGGGCAGCCUCAUUUAGCACCAAGAAGUUUCUUUGGGGUUGAAGACUAUUUGGAUGAUAACAAUAGCCGGCCAUACACUUACCAAAAGGGGAAGAAGUCCAAGAAUCCGAAUAAGCAUGUGUCCUUCAAACAGCGCACCAUAGCCUACAUGGAGCCAUUCACGCUAGAUGUUUUCAUCUCCAAGCGCUUCGUCUCAGCUUCACUGACUCACAGGGUCACGUGCAAGCAGGUCGCUGUUGCGGGUACCAAUUCUAAGGACAUCAAAGCUGUACUCAAGUCUCGAUCGGACAUACCUGCAUGUUUGGCUGUAGGCCAGAUUUUGGCGGACCGGGCGAGGGAAGCUGAUGUGUACACUGCUUCCUAUACUCCAAGAGAGAGAGACAAGUUUGAAGGAAAAAUCAGAGCAGUAGUUCAGUCUCUGAUUGACAGUGGCAUCGAUGUUAAAGUUUAUCUUGACUGAUUUUCCCUCCUUGAGCAUGAUCUUGUUUAUGGGCACAACUCCUAAUGGGAACAUACUGACAUCUUUGACAUUGUUUUGAGAAUACGCAGGAUGUUGUGUUGGUUCAUUUGCUGGUUACGUAUAGAUAACUGUGACUAUUUGUUUAUCAGUAGAAGAAUCAGAAUUCGUUUUGGCUUUGUAGAAACAUGUACCUUCUGGAUUCUUGAAUGAGCAUUGUGAUGGCUAUCAUAGCUUCAUA